This is a messenger RNA of Coniophora puteana RWD-64-598 SS2, 1807 nucleotides long. RefSeq names its product cyclohexanone monooxygenase. Gene Ontology annotation, molecular function: flavin adenine dinucleotide binding; NADP binding; N,N-dimethylaniline monooxygenase activity. Lineage: Eukaryota; Fungi; Basidiomycota; Agaricomycetes; Boletales; Coniophoraceae. The coding region runs from base 56 to 1663 and encodes 535 amino acids. The transcript is spliced from 7 exons. The record is from RefSeq and is a predicted model, not a curated record.
UCCAUUCAUACCUGCAGGACCUCGCAAUCAACGUGCCGUUAACAUCAGCAUUAAGAUGGCGGAAGAAUCAUACGACGUGAUCAUCGUUGGGGGCGGUUUCACAGGGACUUACAACCUCUACAAGCUCACGAAGUGCGGUUUCCGAUGCAAGUUGAUUGAGAAAGGGUCGGACUUCGGUGGAACGUGGUACUGGAACAGGUACCCCGGUGCACGUGUGGACACCUAUGUCCCCGGGUACGAGUUUUCACUCGAGGAGGUGUGGAAGGACUGGGAGUGGAAGGAUGCCUAUCCGUCCGGAGAAGAUCUGUUAACGUACUUUGCACAUCUUGAUCGCAAACUUGGCUUGCGUCCGCACUGCUUGUUCAACACCACGGUCAAGAGUGCGCACUGGAACGAAGGGACGCAUUCGUGGGAUGUGGUCGCCGAGGGCAAUACCGGGCUAUACAAAGCGAACAGCCGUUACUUCAUCUUGGGUGUGGGAAAUUUGGCGGUACCAUAUGUACCCAAAAUCAAGGGGCUGGACAAGUUUGCGGGGAAAUGGUCGCAUACAGCGCGAUGGCCAAAAGAAGGUAUCGAGUUCCAAGGUAAACGGGUAGGCCUCAUCGGAACCGGGGCAAGCGGCGUCCAAAUCGUCCAGGAAGCUGGUACCAAGGCCCGCCAGCUCACCGUCUUUCAACGGACGCCGAACAUGGCGGUACCUAUGCGGCAACGCCCCUUAAACUCCCAAGACCAGCUACUUGCGAGCGCCUCGUAUCCGGACUUUCACAGAAAGCGUCGACAGACCUUUGGAACGUAUGAUUACGAUAUGAAUGGUCGCGAAACGCUCGAGGACACGGACGAACAAAGAGAGUUACUCUAUGAGGAGCUAUGGACCUUGGGAGGAUUUCGCCCGUUUCUUGGAGGGUACACCGACGUUCUCAAGUCGCAACAUGCUAAUGACUUGCUAUAUGCGUUCUGGAGGAAGAAGGUAUCUGAGCGAAUCAGCGACGACAGGAAGCGUGCUAUCCUCGCACCCGAAGUCCCACCGCAUCCCAUAGGGGCAAAGAGAGCCUCGCUUGAGCAGAACUAUUGGGAAGUCAUGUGCCAGAGUAACGUUGAUCUUGUAGACAUGAACGAGGAACCCAUCAUCGAGGUAACGGCCACGGGAGUCAGGACGACGAAGCGAGAAUACGAGCUCGACGUCUUGGUAUUGGCGACUGGAUUCGACGCAUUCACAGGAGGCUUCUUCCAGAUCGAUAUCCGAGGCGAAGGCGGCAGGACAAUUCAGGAACACUGGAAAGAUGGAAUCAGAAGCUACCUUGGGACGUCCAUCGACCAGUUCCCGAACCUAUGGUACAUCUAUGGUCCCCAUGGCCCGGUAGCGCUGAACACAGUGCCUGUUGUCGUGGAGAUCCAGACCGACUGGCUUGCGACUUUACUCGAACAUCUACGGGAUCGCAGUGUCACCAGGGUGGUCGCAAAGACUGCCGCUACAGAGACAUAUGGCCGUCAUGUGUCUGAGAUCGCGCCUCCGCUGCUGCUAAAAGCCAAUAGUUGGUACUUGGGUGCAAACAUACCUGGCAAGAUGCGGGCAGUCCGUGACUAUAUGGGUGGAGUUCCCGCGUACAUCAAUGAGCUUGCAAAGGAGGUUGAGGAAGGGUAUCCAGGCUAUCAAACGGAGUAAGGAACCGAUGCAUCGAACCACAUUCUGCGUUUUCAUUGCAACUGCGCGUGGUUACAUCCGCAUAUAUGUAGAACGCUGUAUAUCUGUAGUCUUAGUCCUGUAACCUUGUCCUGUUGGGUGUGAUAGAUGUGAGCAGUGAGAUGA